AUGCCUCGGAACCGUAGGGAUUCUCAAGGGUUGAAGUCGGCACGCUUCGCCAUGUCUAACAGUACAACUAUUCCGGAGACGACGCCUCCGUCCUCCUCACCUAGCUUGCCUACUACGUCUUUACCGUCGUCUUCGUCGGCACCUUCGUCCUCGGCGCCGCCUACUACUUCCUCGAUACCCUCUUCGUCUUCUGCGCCCCCAUCAAGCAGCGCACCGCCCCCUUCCAGCACACCACCCAGCGUCGUCACGACCGUAAUCACCCCUUCGGGCGGAGGUACCUCUGUCAUCACCAGCUUCAUCACCACAGGAGUUCCCUCACCUACCGAUACUGGCUCCUCGACUUCGGCCCCGACUACUUCGUCUACGAGUACACCUGUUGGCCCUUCCAAAGGCGACAGCGGGGGUCUGAACGACAGCGGGAAAAUCGCCAUUGGCGUCGUCGUCCCUAUUGCCGCUGUAGCCCUGCUUGUACUGGCCGGUAUCUUCUGGUGGCGUAAGCGGAAGCAGCGCAAGGAUGCCGAAGAACAAAGGCGGAAGGAGGUAGAGGACUACACCUACAACCCCAAUGCCGACCCUACUAUUCCAGCCGUUGCCGGAGGCGGCUCUGCGGGUGCAUAUGAGAUGAAGGAGGAUGCAUCCUCAGGCUAUCGUGGAUGGGGCUCUACGACUGUCGCCGGUUCUACGGGCAGGAAGGCUUCGACCACCAUGUCUGGCGGUGCUGCUGGCGUUGCUUAUUCUGAUGCUACCUCGCCUACUCGAGGUGGUGUGUCGGACUCUCGUUCCGGGGAGCCCCUCAACGAGGGCAGUCACUCUCCCGAAGGUGAGAUCUUGGGUGCCAUGGGUCCAUCUGCUGCCGACAACCGAGGCGCCAACGUAGCCCGCGGCCCAUCAAACGCCUCGUCAUCGUAUAGUGCCGGUGCCAGGUCUGACGGUUCUGGAGAAGGCGGCAUUGGGGUGGCGUACAGCAACCCCGAGUACUACAACCAGCACGGCAGCAACAACCCCUACGCAGAGAACAACGGCCAGCGCCCAUCGGAGCUUGGCGGCGCCCCCGUCAUCCGCGACAACCCAGCACGCCGCAACACUCGCAUUGAGAAUCCCGCACACUAUCCGCAAAACGCUGGCAUCUCGCAAAACUUCUAA
This is a messenger RNA of Thyridium curvatum, 1143 nucleotides long. RefSeq lists its product as uncharacterized. NCBI's taxonomy places the organism in Eukaryota, Fungi, Ascomycota, Sordariomycetes, Thyridiales, Thyridiaceae. The transcript is spliced from 2 exons. The record is from RefSeq and is a predicted model, not a curated record. Bases 1 to 1143 code for a protein of 380 amino acids.